AUGGCAACUACCAAAACAUCUCUAGCUAGAAAGCAGUUACCAGAGGGUACUUUUUUAGAAGAAAAUCAAUGGUCCUUGAUGGCAAGUGUUUUCGCGAUGUAUCCUAUAAGCUACACAUUUUUAAACAAUUCGAUAUAUUAUGAUUCAUUCAAAGAAGAAAAAUCGGCAAUAUGGGACAAAAAUUUGAAUACGAAAUACAAAUCACCCAAGGAGCAAAAAAUUGACGGAUUUCUAUGUUUUCAAGCGAUGGAGGUCGUCCAAAAAUCAAUGCUGCUGUUACACUUGAAGAGUCCAGCACCAGUAAAGGUCGGAAAACUAAAAAAAAGAAAAACAUUUGAUGAUGAUGAUAGCUUUACCUACUUUAAAGAUCUAGCAGUAGAAAAGCUAGGAAGAACAAAAGGCAGGUGCGUGCUCAUAGACCCGAGACGUCGGAAUAUUAAUUAUAUUUUAUGCAAGAAACAAUUACGAUAA
Molecule: messenger RNA, 471 nt
Organism: Mucor mucedo
Lineage: Eukaryota; Fungi; Mucoromycota; Mucoromycetes; Mucorales; Mucoraceae
Exons: 2
Coding region: 1-471 (156 amino acids)
Source: RefSeq, a predicted model, not a curated record